Molecule: messenger RNA, 2873 nt
Organism: Rhododendron vialii
Lineage: Eukaryota; Viridiplantae; Streptophyta; Magnoliopsida; Ericales; Ericaceae
Product: splicing factor U2af small subunit B-like
Exons: 6
Coding region: 155-1111 (318 amino acids)
Biological process (GO): mRNA splicing, via spliceosome
Cellular component (GO): U2AF complex; spliceosomal complex
Molecular function (GO): metal ion binding; pre-mRNA 3'-splice site binding
Source: RefSeq, a predicted model, not a curated record
UAAGACUACUAGUAGAAAAUUCGAAACAAAAAGACGAGUACAAAUUAGAACGACUUCGGGCUCAGAAACCCUAGAUCUCCGACCGAGGCUUCCACAGAGAGAGAGAAAGUUGUGUGUAUUGAAUUGGAAUCUUGGAUCGUUGUGGUCGGGUGAGAUGGCGGAGCACUUGGCGUCGAUAUUCGGAACGGAGAAGGACAGGGUCAACUGCCCGUUCUACUUCAAGAUCGGGGCGUGCAGGCACGGCGAUCGCUGCUCGAGGCUCCACACCAAGCCCAGCAUCAGCCCGACCCUAGUCCUCGCCAACAUGUACCAGCGCCCCGACAUGGUCACCCCCGGCGUCGAUCCUCAGGGCCAGCCCAUCGACCCCCGCAAAAUCCAAUCCCACUUCGAGGAUUUCUAUGAAGACUUGUUUGAGGAGCUGAACAAAUAUGGAGAGAUAGAGUGCCUGAACAUUUGUGACAACUUGGCUGACCACAUGGUGGGUAAUGUAUACGUUCAGUUUCGAGAAGCAGAACAUGCUGCGGAGGCGCUCCAGAAUCUGACUGGGAGGUUUUAUGCAGGGCGUCCCAUCAUUGUUGACUACUCCCCGGUGACGGAUUUCCGUGAAGCUACUUGUAGGCAAUAUGACGAAGAUGUAUGCAAUCGUGGAGGAUACUGCAAUUUCAUGCAUCUGAAAAAGAUUAGCAGAGAGUUGAGGAGGCAAUUAUUUGGGAGUAGGCGGCGAAAGCAAAGCCGUAGUCCACCACGGAAUCGCAGUUAUGAUGAGCGUUCACAUGGUGGCCGCGGUUUUGGCGGCAGAGGUGAUGACAGAGAUCGCCGCCACCAUGAUCAUAGGGGGAGGAGGCCUAGAAGCAGAAGUCCAGGACGAAGGGGAGGAAGAAGUAGAAGCCCCCCUGGGGAAAGGAGAAAUAGGAGUCCUGUUAGGGAAGGCAGUGCUGAGAGAAGGGCCAAGAUUGAGCAGUGGAAUAGGGAAAGGGAACAGGCGGAUGCUGCUAACAAGAAUGGUAAUGGUAACAAUGAAAAUGAUGGAAUUCCGGAUAAUGGAGAACAGUAUAAUGACGCUCAUGUGGAGCAGCAGCACCAGCAGGAACACGGAGGCUACGACUACUGAUCCAAGCGGCAGUGCCGGGUGGAGUACAGGUUCUCUGUCAUAUGAUAUUGAAAGUAAAACAAACUUCCUCCUUUUUCACCUGCUAUCCGCUAAAAGAAGCUGAAAAAGAAUUUUGGACAAUAUACAUGUAAAAGGACCAUCUUAGUUCUUCAACCCCUUAACUAAAACCGUUUCAAUUCUGCAUUUUUUUGCAGUUUUAUAUGUGCCCCUUUCGUUGUUCUUGAGACAAUUUUUCAUAGUCUCUCAAAAACAAGGAUUUUAUUUUAUGCAAAAAAAGCAAAGCCUUUUGCCCAUCAAUAGCAAAAUACAUUUCCAAAAAAGUAUAAACUGCCAACAUUCUUAACCGACUUCACUCCUAUGCCUCGCUCAAUAGGCUCUCGAUUCUGAAGCAUUGUGAAAGAACAGGUGUCAGCUUUUAGCAUCUCGUGUUUGUAGGCAUUUAGGCUCUCGAUUCUGAAGCAUUGUGAAAGAACAGGUGUCAGCUUUUAACAUCUCGUGUUUGUAGGCAUUUCUCUGACCUAUUGAAGACAAAUUUUUUGCUUGAACUUGUGCAAAAAGAAUUUUGCUCAUACAAUGUGUUUUGAAUUUGUGAUGUACGUUACAGGGAUUCUUCUAUUCUCCUAACUACCGGUGUGGACACGACAUGACACGAGUUUGGACUAUGUAUAUGGAUCCCGUCCUUUUUGUCUUGGAACGAACCUUUAGUUGUCAAAUUGGUGAAGAAAACAAAAUAGACUAAAAUGUUACUCAAAACAAAAACUGUUGUAAAAUUAUUUUAUUUUUGUUGUUGUAGUAUGUCAAAAUUAUAACAGUUAACUGUAAUUAGUAAUUGUUCGAUGUGCAAAUCUUACAAAACGCGAAAAAAAUGUGAAAUUACUUUUAGACGAUGUAUCCUCGCACCUGUGUCUUCUUUUGGACCCUUUUACGCUGAGUCUCUGUAUCCUAAGAUUGGGAGUUUGAUGUGUCUGACUGCUAGAUAUACACUGCACACAAAAUAUAGCUUGUGACCUUUUUAUUUCAUUCUCUUGAGAGCAAUUGGAACGGUCCUCGCUGCUUGGUAUGAGAAAUCAGUGACAUGCAAUUUCAGGUUUUCAACUUUCCUAACCAUACUUGUCCAAAUUAGUUUCUUUGAUCUGCAAAUUUCGAACAAAAGCAAGUGUGAUGCCAGGCAGCGAUUGCCGAUAGGAAGGGUAACUGAUAAUCUUAGACUAGGAUUCGAUGGGUUAUCUUUCUUUCAUUUUUGUAUGUUUCGUCCCAGUAUAUGAUCUUUAUAUAUUUCACGAGUGUUGCAGGUUCAGGUAUUCCUGCUUCCAGGGUUGAGCAUCAUUUUUAUGGCAGCUCACCCAGAUGUUUAUAUACAGGUGCACUAUCACCAUUGUCUGCAGAGCAAGUUUACAGGACUUUCAGAUCAAAAGUUUACAGGACUUGACAUCUUGGCUGGCAGAACAACUGAAGCGGCUCAACUUUUAUGACAAAUCGGUGUAGUACACUAGGUAAUGAAGUCUUUAUGGUCUCUCGCUUCAACAGUAGCUGUUAUGGUUCUUUAUCUCUCUAUUUCAUAAAUUAUACAAUGGGAACAUCCUCUUUUGCAUAUGCUUUUUUAACUUACUGCAGAACAAAGAAACUGUGAUGUAAUUUGUGUUUGGUGUCUCCUUUGUUAUCCCGUGGUUGGUUUGUUUGAUGCUUUCAUUGGCGUAGGAAAAGCAAUAUUGGUUUCUUUGUAAGCAUGUGAUGCUAUAUAUGUUGGAAACAACUUAGAACA